ACGGCAGAUGUUUAUAUUCUCGAGUCCGAGAAGUGCGCACGCUUGUUAUCACAUUUGCUUCGUCUCAAGAUGGCACAAGGGAGCACCGUCCUCAGAAACAUCUUCGGCUUCUUCAAUCUGCUUUUUGCGAUUGCUGGCGUCUUGGCUAUUGCCUUGGCAAUAGUAAUCCAGGUUCAUCUUGGUAAUGUGCAGGAGCUUGGACAGGUCGCUGCACUUAUCAUCUUGUACGUGAUCGGAUCCAUUACAUUGGUCACCUCCUUUUUGGGAGCAUACGGCGCGUUCAGACAAGUAAAAUGGAUGCUGAUCGUGUUCUUGGUGCUGAUGUGUGUUGGCUGUCUGUCCCUGCUCCGUUUUGCACUAUUCAUGGCCUUUCAGCGACCACAGGUUAACCAUGCAAUAGAAAAUGCUAUUAAUGAGAUGGGGCCAUUGGACCAGACUUCUGAGGAUUUCCAGAAAUUCAUGGAUGGAGUGCAGAAAUCGAUGCAGUGCUGUGGUGCUUUCGAUGGCUACAAAGACUGGAAUGGCCAUGUGCCUGAGUCCUGCAACUGCCCUGACACAGAGAAGGCCAAGGCCUGCGUGGCGUUGCCAGGCUACGGUUUUGAGGCUUCGUUCUCCGUCCCUGAAGGAUCAAGGCGUUUUGUGUACAAACAGGCAUGCGGUCCCCUUUUCCUGGAUACCAUCAAUAAGUUUGUGAACAUUGCACUGGGAAUCCUCUUUGGGCUGACUGCUUUGACUGUUUUGGGCAUCGCAAUCUCCAGCUGUUUGAUCCAUCAGAUUAACAAGAACAGAAAUGCAGGAGUGGUGUUUGCGCCUGCUUUUGCCUUCAGCGCAGUGCCACCAAAAUACGACACGUUGGUCAAUGAACCAUACCACAAGAGUCCCUAAAGGUGAUAGCACUUCCAACUGCUCCUUGAAUUUCUCCUUGGGGAUCAAUAAAGUAUCUAUCUAUCUAUCUAUCUAUCUUGCACUGACUUUGGACAGCAGGUUUGACUUGGCAGAAGCACUGUGACUAGAUCGGGAGCCACAUUAAUCAUAAAACAGGAACACAUACAAAGACAGCAGUUACAAUCUCACUUUCUAUGUACUGUAGGUUAUGCUCAGCCACCCCGCAGAGCGAUUUUGAGAAUGAUAAAAAGCUGACAGCCGAUCAGAAUACUGUCAAAUUUUAGCCAUCACAUUCAUCAACACGAGGAGAGACUUUCCUUAUCGUUGGUCAGUGUGAACGCUUCUAUAUCGUUAAGGUCAUAAUCUUUAGAGAUACUCUAAAUCUCUGUCUAUAAAGAGCCGUUUUUACUGGUGUGAACGGCCCUUUAUAGACAACUCUGCCAGAGAAUGUGAAAUCCCAUCUGUCAAGAUUAAAUUAGAGAGUCAGUAUCAAAAUAAAUUAUCAAGAAUUCUUUACAUGAAACAAAAAAUGGUUCACUCCUUAUACUUGAAUGAGACCAAAGAUCAGACAUCUCAGAGAUGAUGAGUGAUUUGGAUGAUUUGGAUUUUGUAAUUAAUUUGGAUGAAGAGUGUGGCUUAAGAACAUGAAAGCACAGAGUCAGACAGGCACAUAUUUGGUUACCAGUCAAAACUUUGGACACCGCUGGACAUACCCUCUUGAACACUUUGCACACUAUAGGGUACUCAACUACAGGAUUUAUGUACCGAAAAUGUUAUACAUUUUAAACCUUUACAGUUUUCACAUUUGCACAAAGGUUAAUUGUUACAAAGUUUUGUGCUUUUCUAAAUAUUCGGAACUAUACAUCAGCCACCCAAGAAUAUAGGAAGUUUCAUCCAACUAGUGGCAUAUGUUUAGAAGAAUGUAGCCUCCCGACAAUUUGUGUUUACACAUGUUCAUGUAACUAUCCCCACCCUUCUCUCAGCUCUUAGUGAAGGUUCUUUUCACACUAUUUUCUUAUUUUUGUUUUACACUUGUUUAUUGCUCAUGACCUUGUUUGGAUUUCUACUCAUUUUUAUUUUCUUGUUUAUUCUAUUUUACCUGUUUUACUCGAUUUUAUCCCCUUUUCUGCUUCAUAUCAUAUCCAUAUUACAUGGAUACUUUCAAAUUCAUUGUUUUUCUUUAUUUUUAAUGUAUUAACUUGUCCUGCCCAAACCUGACUUCUUGCGAUGCUCUUGGUCAACUGUUGUAUUUAAAUGUUUUAUAUAAAUAAAAGUGACGACUUGA
Sardina pilchardus (European sardine) is the source of this 2170-nucleotide messenger RNA. RefSeq names its product tetraspanin-8-like. Gene Ontology annotation, cellular component: plasma membrane. Bases 70 to 885 code for a protein of 271 amino acids. NCBI's taxonomy places the organism in Eukaryota, Metazoa, Chordata, Actinopteri, Clupeiformes, Clupeidae. The record is from RefSeq and is a predicted model, not a curated record. The transcript is spliced from 9 exons.